AUGGAACCACUACACACCAAUCAUUGCGCUUCAGACUAUGACCAGAACUCGCAACGCAUAUCACGGGAAUCAAAAUCUGGGACUGAAAAGCCUAUCCCGUUUGACGGAGUGCCGUUCUAUUUGGUGGGUACGAACAUCUUGGAAUGCCAACGUGGGGUCGACAGAAACGUUUACCAAAAGAAGAAGCACGCAUCAAAGUUUGUGGUAAAUAAUUUAAGUUUACAAUUAUGCGCUGUCAUUGCACUUUUGUAAUUGUUUACUGCUGCGUGUCUAUAUGUUCUUUCCAGUACUAAUCUCGCGGUGCAUCUUGUUUGCAUGAAAAAUCUAUCAAGCGAUAAACAAAGUCAUAAUUUUUCGUUUACCGAUAGGAGGGAGAUUUUACAAUGAAAAAGAGGCGUUUCUGGAAACAAGAUAGUAAAAAACUAGAUUGUACGGCGACUAUACAAAUGAAGGAAGUGAUAAAAUUUCCGGAUUAUAAGGUAAAUUAUUAAGCCUGGUCUUCACUAGCGAAAUUACCAAUUAAUUGUACAUUAUUAUUAUUAUUUAUAUAUUUUAAUGUGCGCAAUAAAAAAAUUCUUUUAUGUGAGCAAACAAAGGCAGCACGAGGAAACAGUUUUCUUUGUGCUUUGUGAAAAGUACUUCUGCAUUCAUUGCAAUAAUUGUCAAAUAAGUUUGCUUGCAGCUUCAGCAAGCAUUUUAAUAUUUGCAAAACUUAUACCAUAAAAGUUUUAUUCUCAGUAAUGUUAGUAAUGAUAGUAAUACCAAACUUAUAGGUGCAUCAGGAUGCUAAAAAGAAGAAGCGCGACACCACCUCUGCUGAUUUGCGGACAGAUCUAAAAACCGGCGCUGUCAACACGGAACGCAGAAUAUACAUCUCCUUUCCACAUCCAAACGAGCACACCACGCACAGGCUUGGAGUGGUAUGAUGGUUCAUAUUCAAUUGAUAAGUUUUUAACUUAUAUACUAGUCAACAACCCAACCAUGCUAUAGUAUAGAUCUCUAAGCAGCACAUGUGACGAUAGGCUCGUUUGAGAUCUAUAUAUUGAAAUACAACUUACAACAAAUGAACGAGACUCUGACUCAAUAUAUAUAAUUAAAAUUAUGGUUCAUUUAUUAAUUAUUUAACAAAUAUAAAAAAAAUUUCCGUGUUGAUAUACAGUUAUAUCAACACGAGUGGAAAUGGGGAAAAUGAGAAAUUGUGUGGAAACACGACUCCCGAAGGGCGGAGUGUUUCACACAAUUUCUCGUUUUCCUCAUUUCCACGAGUGUUGAUAUAACUGUAUAACAAUAGGGAAAAAUGUUUUAUAUUUGUUUUAUAAUAUAGCACAAAGAAAUAUAAAGAAAGAAAUUUUCCGACGUUUCCGUGUUGACAUUGAGUUAUAUCAACACGGCUCUUAGCCAAUCAGCAUCUAGAAUUUACAAAUGCUACAUUAUAAUAUACAAUAUCGCACUCAUGUAGUAAAUCACUAUAAAGUCCUAGGACUGGAUAAAAUUAAUUCAGGCCUUGUACUGGAUCAAAAUUAAUUCACCUCAAUUUAAGUAGUGAUUUAUUCGCAUGAGAUGUCAUUUCAAAUCCUCCAAUUCGGACUGGACUAUAUUCCUCGCAUUUUUAUCCAGUGAGGACUUCACCAUCUAGUUCAGUCCUCAUGUCAGAUUUGAAAUAUUACUUCAGUUAUACCUUAUUCCAGCUGAGUGCUACGGCAACAAAACUUCAUAAGCCAUAAAAAGCAGACUCCUAAUUUUAAAUGUUACAAACCGUUUUCUUUUCUACAGCACAGUGGAUUGACACAAAGAUUAGAUGAAAACGUUAUAAGAAAAAUUGAAGAGCUUGUCGGCGAAGGGGUGCGAAGUGUUAAUGAGAUGAGACGUCAUCUGAAAAUAUACAUUAAAGAUGAUCUUUUUCGAGGUAAAGAACAACCGCAACGUAGCAAUAAACGAUACUUUCCCCGGGCUAAAACAAUACAAAAUCACAUGUAUAACGCGGCAAUGCGAGCAAGACUUUCUUUGAUGGAUCAAGACAACGUUCAGCAACUUAUACAGAAAUGGAAGGACGAAAAAGGAUCAACAAAUGAUAGAUUUUUUUUCCGCCCAUACAUUGAAGGAAGUGGUGAAUUUCGGAAUACGGAACUAUCCGAUGAAGAAGACGGCGAUGACGAUGUUGCUUUGAAUGACGAGGUUAUAACGACUGCAAAGGAACAACAAGGGCGUCUUUUGUUCGUUCACCAAACAGCUUGGCAAUCGCGGUUACUUUCUCGAUAUGGUCAGGAACUCGCUUUCUUAGAUGCCACCUACAAAACCACAAAAUAUUCGUUGCCUUUAUUUUUUGUCGCUGUUAAAACCAAUGUGGAUUACAUUAUCGUUGCAUCGUUCAUUGUGCAAGAUGAAACCACGGCGAGUAUAACGGAAGCUCUGAGUAUUCUGAGUCAAUGGAAUCCACAAUGGAAGCCACGGCAUAUGAUGACAGAUCUUUGUGAAGAAGAAAUAAAUUCAAUAGAGUCAGUUUUUCCAGGUAUAAUGUAUACGGUUGAACUAUACAUGCAUAUUUGCAUACUAGGGCUUUGGUUAGUUUUAUCUUUGCAAUAUUUGGCUAAGGUUGACUAA
Molecule: messenger RNA, 2601 nt
Organism: Paramuricea clavata
Lineage: Eukaryota; Metazoa; Cnidaria; Anthozoa; Malacalcyonacea; Plexauridae
Source: the annotation of a GenBank genome assembly